GCAGCUGGUCAUGUGCAUGAGAUGUGAUGGUACCCAGUUCAGCCUCUUGAUACUGGGUUUUAUACCUUCUGAGUAUGUUCGCAAAGAACCCGUUCUCCAUAUUUGCUAAACUCUUCAAGAUCCUAAAGAUCCGUGAGAGAAAAGAAACACUGUAGUUAUCAGCAUUCAAAAGGCAUGACACAGGCUUAAAUAUAUGCAAAGCCUUGGAGAGACUGAAGAAAUUUACUGACUAUAUUGCAGAAAGCUUCUGACAGGUGCAUCGCAUCUUUGAAAGAGAUCGGAAAGCAAAUUGUAGGUGAUUAUUUGAAACUAAUGUAUUUUAGACAUUUGAAAUCUGAGAUGCGCUAGAGUUUAGAGACCUUCGUUUGAUUGAGACUGUUCGCUAUCGCUACAAUCUGUGAAGGAGAGUAGUGUAAGUUCUGACACUGCUCUUUAUCCACCAGUGAAGCCUUCCCCUUCAAUUCUACAUUUCUGCAUCCUCCUCACAAGUGAGAAUUCAUCAGAUUGAAUAAUGAGGAGCCUUGCAUCUUUAAUGGCAAAUAUGACUGGGAACGGCUUGUAAGGUAUGGUGUGAAUAUGCGUUGCUUGGCAGCUCGGGUCAACUAUAAGACUUUGAUCAUCAUCUGCGCUGUCUUCACUCUGGUCACAGUCCUGCUGUGGAAUAGAUGCUCCAGUGAUAAAACGACUCAGUUUCCCCGAAAUGUGAACAAUGGCUUCCGAGUAGACGGUUUGGAAAAACGAACAGCUGCAUCUGAAAGUAACAACUAUGUAAACAACCUAGCCAAACAGCAGAGCGAAGAGGCGUCCCCCCAAGAACAACAGAAAGCACCCCCUGUGGUUGGAGGGUUCAAUAGCAAUGGAAACAAAGUUUUGGGACUUAAAUAUGAAGAAAUUGACUGUCUGAUCAAUGAUGAGCAUACAAUUAAAGGGAGGAGAGAGGGCAAUGAGGUCUUUCUGCCCUUCAGUUGGGUGGAGAAGUACUUUGAGGUUUAUGGGAAAAUUGCUCAGUAUGAUGGCUAUGACAGAUUUGAGUUCUCUCAUAGCUACUCCAAAGUAUAUGCACAGAGAGCACCUUACCAUCCCGAUGGAGUCUUCAUGUCCUUUGAGGGCUACAAUGUAGAAGUUCGCGACAGAGUGAAGUGCAUAAGUGGUGUUGAAGGUGUGCCAUUGUCCACACAGUGGGGACCUCAAGGCUAUUUCUACCCAAUCCAGAUUGCACAAUAUGGGCUAAGUCAUUAUAGUAAAAAUCUGACUGAGAAACCACCUCACAUAGAGGUGUAUGAAACAGCUGAAGACAAGGACAAAAGCAGCAGACCUGUUGAUUGGACUGUACCAAAAGGCUGUUCUGUUUCGACAGUAACUGAUAAAUCCAGGUUCACUAAUGUUAAACAGUUUGUCGCUCCAGACAAUACUGAGGGGGCGUCACUGCAGCUUGGGAACUCAAGAGAUUUUAUUAUUUCUUUUGACCUCAAAUUCAUCACAAACGGGAGCAUAUCUGUGGUUCUAGAAACAACUGAGAAGAACCAGCUCUUCACCAUACACUACGUCUCAAACACUCAGCUGAUUGCUUUUAAAGACCGAGAUAUUUACUAUGGCCUUGGACCUAGGACCAGUUGGAGCACAGUCACCAGAGAUCUGGUAACUGACUUGAGGAAAGGAGUUGGUCUCUCCCACACGAAAGCUGUGAAGCAGACAAAAAUAAUGCCUAAGAAAGUGAUUCGGUUGAUCACGAAGGGAAGAGGCUUCAUUGACAACGUCACUAUAUCGACAACUGCCCACAUGGCGGCUUUUUUUGCUGCGAGUGAUUGGCUAGUGAGGAACCAGGAUGAGAGAGGUGGCUGGCCAAUUAUGGUGACACGAAAGUUAGGGGAAGGGUUUAAAUCUUUAGAGCCUGGCUGGUACUCUGCCAUGGCGCAAGGGCAAGCCAUUUCAACGUUAGUCAGGGCUUAUCUCUUAACAAAAGACCACACAUUCCUCAGCUCAGCUUUACAGGCAACAGCACCUUACAGGCUCCUGUCAGAGCAGCAUGGAGUGAAAGCUGUCUUUAUGAACAAACAUGACUGGUAUGAAGAGUACCCAACCUCCCCUAGCUCAUUUGUUUUGAACGGUUUCAUGUACUCUCUGAUUGGACUGUAUGACUUAAAAGAAACUGCAGGUGAGAAGCUGGGGAAUGAGGCAAAGUCUCUCUACGAUCGAGGAAUGGAGUCCCUCAAAGCCAUGCUGCCACUUUAUGAUACUGGCUCAGGAACGAUCUACGACCUUCGUCAUUUCAUGCUAGGCUCUGCUCCCAACUUGGCCCGCUGGGACUAUCACACCACCCACAUAAACCAACUCCAGCUAUUAAGCACGAUUGAUGAGUCCCCAAUUUUCAAAGAAUUCGUCAAGCGAUGGAAGAGCUACCUUAAAGGUGGCAGGGCAAAGCACAACUAGAGCUCACAACCAAAACCCUGUUUCAGCUGUCUGCUGUUGACAGGAAUUAUUGGACUCCUUAAAGCUAAACAAAGGUACAUUUUAAAAGGUUGCAUACUAAGUUUUUUGUGAACUAUUUCAAAGUGGUCCUCAAAACUGAUCUUCAGAAAGUAAUUGCAUUCCAGCGUGAGAAUACUUCUGUCUGGGAAGUGGAGUUCGAAGCAGGGGUCCAGUCAAAGGACUGAAUAAAAGCUGGUACUUUAUAUUGUUUACCUGCCAUAGUGUUCCAUAGCGAAAUUAUUCACACUGAACAAAAUCCAUUUGUACUCCUGAUUUGGGUGGGGGUGGGGGUUAUUUUUUCCUUUCUGUAGGAAAGAUAAUUUACAGAAGCCAUAUAGGUGUCUCAAGUCCAGCACUUGCCUGAAAAGUUAGUAUGUAGCCUCUUUUAAAAUGGAAUUAUCUGUAUAUAUGUUGGAAACAGAAUUACAGAUCAUGUGAUGUAAUGCAGUAAAUGUGUAUUUACUUGUAACCUGGGUAGUCGACAGUGUAUCUCUUUAAAAGUGUUUCUCUAAUACAAAUUUUUUUCUUGGGUGGGAAAAAUACACAAAAUUUGUUUUAAAUUCUGUAUAUCGAGAAAUAUGUUGAACAUAAGGUUUCUUUAAAGAUGUGUAAAUGGAAAACACACACAGCCAGCGUUCAGGCUUGUUAAGUUAUGUAAGCACAACUCAAAGUGGGAUUAGUGGACUGCACAAAAACUGCAAGCAUAACAUUGAAAUUUGAAUUUACAAUCAUAUUUGAGGCUUGCUAAUCAACAUUCCCCCCCCAUGUAGUUGGAAUCUCUUGUUGUGGAAUCUGAUGUUUUGUACUGUAUUUUCACCCACCCUUGAGAGGUUUCUGUAUCAAUAUGAUUUUUUUCUAGUGAUUUAAUUUCUAAACUGAUUUUUAAAAAGUGGAUCAAGCAUUUUAAAUGUUAAAAUUAAGGUCUAGGUCUCUACACUUAGUUAUACCCACAAUAUUGGCUUACUUUUUUGUAUUCUCAGUUGCUGUGACAAGUGAGGAAGAGUACUUGUGCAAUAACUGCAUGUGUUGAACCCGUGCAUUCAGUGACAUACAUGAUUGUUCAGAAUUAACCUGAAAUGUUCUUUUUAUAUCUAUAGUCUUUUCACUAGCCAUUAGUCUUUCAUUUCAACGUGUAGGGCCCUAUCAGAUUCACAGCCGUGAAAAAUGCAUCGUGGCCCGUGAAAUCUGAUCUCCCCCAUGAAAUAUGGCUAUUGUAGGGGAAGGGCAGGGCUGGGGCACCCCAACUGGAGCCUCCUACCAUGGUCCCAGCCCAGGGUGCGGGGGGACAGGACUUCCUCUUCCCCUGCAGGGGCCGCUCUCAAUCUUGGGUCAGACCCACCUCUGGGAUCCUUCCCCUCCUGCAGGAAGUGCUGCAGCUGCUGGCUGUGACAGUCCCCUGACCCAAGCAGAGAGGCUGUGGCCCCAGCUGUCAGCGCCCCCAAUCCUGGUGGCGAGUUUGCUGGAAAAACCUGGAUAUAUGUUAACCCACCUCCCCAUACCUUGCAACCUUUGCUUCUGCACUGCUGGUGGCAGUGGUGCUGGCUUUAGAGCUUGGCAUCCAGCAAGCAGCAGCGCAGAAGUAAGGGUGGCAAUCCUGCUGCCCUCUUUUGGGUCAGGACCCCCACACUUACAACUCUGUAAAAUUUCAGAUGUAAUCGUAUGAAAAUGUGAAAUUGACUAUUUUUAAAAUCCUAUGACUGUCAAAUUGACUAAAAUGAUCUGUGAAUUUGGUAGGCCUCUAAACGUGUUUUGCCUGCUUGUAGUUCGGAGAGAGUAAACAAACCAACUCACGUCAUUGGACCAAUAGUGUUUUUUAUGGUAGUGCAUCACUAAUAUCUGCUAAUAUUUUGGUCAGUACAGAUUAUGAAUCCCAAACCUUUAAGUUAUAGGCACAUUGCAGCAUGGUAAAGUACGUGUGCUAGCUAACAGAUUUUUUUUUCUGUUGGUCCUGUUGUAUGUUCCUAAUGUUUGUAUGGUUUAAAAAAAAUACCAAGGAGAGUUUGAGUGGGGAGCGAUGCUUGUAUUGGGGACAAAAUAAAUUCAGACCACUGAAGGAGAGAUGUGGCAGAUCACAGUAAGACUUUAAAAGCCUUUUCUAUUUUGCUCACCAAUGUACAAAACAGGUUUGUAGUUCUUUUGAUCUUUGCAAAUACAUAACAUGAUCGUAUUGAUUCCAACAAAAAGUAGAUGUCACAGCAGAACUAUUUUGAACCCUAAAAUCUUUAUCAUUACCAAAGUGUUCAGAGAGGAGAUUUUCCUCAAAUUACAAAAAAGAAAAAA
Chelonoidis abingdonii (Abingdon island giant tortoise) is the source of this 4749-nucleotide messenger RNA. The record is from RefSeq and is a predicted model, not a curated record. NCBI's taxonomy places the organism in Eukaryota, Metazoa, Chordata, Testudines, Testudinidae.